This is a messenger RNA of Chaetomium fimeti, 3645 nucleotides long. Its product is annotated as SNF2 family N-terminal domain-containing protein. Bases 1 to 3645 code for a protein of 1214 amino acids. Gene Ontology annotation, molecular function: ATP binding; ATP-dependent chromatin remodeler activity. NCBI's taxonomy places the organism in Eukaryota, Fungi, Ascomycota, Sordariomycetes, Sordariales, Chaetomiaceae. The record is from RefSeq and is a predicted model, not a curated record. The transcript is spliced from 11 exons. Gene Ontology annotation, cellular component: nucleus. Gene Ontology annotation, biological process: DNA repair.
AUGAUCCCCGAGGACAUUGAAGGGCGGUUGGGUAAUCCCCCGGCUCCCACUACGUUCGGGACCCAGUUCACCUUUUGCCCCGAUUCAUCAUCAGCCGGAGAUAUGAUUUCCGGAAAAGAGCCCCUUUUGAGCAACCCCGAUCAAAACUCGGAACCCGUUUUCGAUGGGAACGUUGGACAACCCGACGAGAAUCUAGUCGCGCAAGUUCAGGGACAAGAACGCUGCCAUCAAAACGAUCAUUUGGAGGCAGUCGACAUGGGCAUCUUGGAUGUUGGCGACAUUGAUGCUAGGAGCGACGGAAGCAGCGAGAACGGCUUGUUCGUCCAGCAGGAUCCUGAAAUCAAGAUCGAGGAUGAGGAUGACGGCGGCCACCGCAGCAAUGGUCUGAUCGAGGAAGAAGAGCCUGCCGAAAACGAUCGCCGCUCCGAUUUCGAGGAAUACAAUCGUGGGGAGGAUUACCGCAGCGACGAGCAUCCUGACGGUCCGGAAGAUGGCAACGAGAACUCCAACAGCAGAGAUCAGGUUGGGGAAGAUCAACCUGAUCGGUUUCGAGUUGAAGCUCAGGUCGGCAGAGACAAUGACAGCGAGUGCAUGUUUAUUGAGGCCGAAGAUAUCCCCGAAAGCGUCAAGGCCAGAUUUGCCGAGUUCGAAUUCUGCAAGUUCCCCGAGGCAGCAGGCGAUCUUAUCUGCAUCGGCUCGACGCAAAUCAAGGUAGAAGAGCCUGAUGACGAUCUCGUCAUGGUGGACGGCCACAGUGCAGAGGAUCCCGACUUCGUCAUCGAUGAAGACGAUAUCUUGUCCGAUGGCGAGCGACCGAACAAGCGUCACCGGGCCGCACCAAAGCGCCAGAAGAAAAGAGACGACACGCAGCCUCUGAACCCGAGACAGGCAAUGAUUGGUGGUCCGCCGGAAACAGGUGGCAAAGGAGCCUGGCAAGAGCCGACUGAUGAUGAGCUCAUGGAGAUGUAUACGGAGCAAGAACACCUCAACGCUCUAAAGGCUAAAGGGCCCCUCACCUUCCCACAGAGAGCGGCUCUGGCUCGGAUCACUGCCAAAAUUGCCAAGGUUGAAGAUAUGGCGUCCCAGCACACAGAGACCCCAGGCGUCUUAGACCCAGCGCUGGUUGGUGACGGCGGGGGGGCAGAGCCAAACUUACAACCGCCAAGUGGCACGGAAGGCAAAAAGGCUCGUCGAUUAGCAAAGACAGCCCAAGAGUAUUGGGAACGCGAGUAUGCCGAAAAGGGCUCGGGUGUACGCAACAUGGCUGAGGCAACGAAGCGAAAACGAGCCACGAAAAAGCAGAAGAAGGGGAACCAGGGCAGUACAGGAAACGCCAUGGAGGGCAGGUUGUUCAGCAUGCUAAAAGACGUCAACCCCAUCAUGGCGAGAGCCGCACAGGCCGGCAUGGCCAUGCCCGGGCCGAUUCAAGCAACAACUAGAGAGGAUCACCUCAAAGCAAUGAAAGAUUUCCUCUUCAGGGUAACGGGCAACCCCGGUCAGCGUGGCAAGUCUGAUGAUCAGCGGCUGCUUGAGAAAGCCGCAGCAUCCUUUGGCCAUAGCCAAGUCCGAGCUUCAAACGGGAAAUGGUGCCUGGCAGGGAAGAGAAUGAUCUCAACCCUGUAUAGCCAUCAGCUGGUGGGGGUUUCUUGGAUGCUCGGGCAGGAGUUCUCCCCCGAUGGCCCAUAUGGCGGUAUCCUAGCGGACCAAAUGGGCUUGGGCAAAACAGUCCAGGUGCUUGCUACCAUGUCGGUCAACCGGCCAACCCAAGCAGACGUGGACGCAGGCUGCCACCAGACGCUGAUCGUCGCUCCGGCGACUGCAAUCAGCCAGUGGGAGCGGGAGAUCAACAAGCACUGCGACAAGUCCUUCAUAAAACUGGUACAUCACUACAGGGCAAGCCAGAAAAUCAAGCCGGAAAUGUGGAAAACGGCAAACGUCAUUCUCGCGAGCUUCAACGAGGUUACAAACGCGCUGCCUUCCGACAAAGUGCUAAACCGAAUUACUGGGAAGAAGGCGGGUAACGAAGAGUGGCAAGAAGAAUACGAUGAGGCCCUAGGCGAGCUGCUCAAACAUCAGUUUUUCCGCGUAGUAUUGGACGAAGGACAUGCGAUUCGCAACGAUCGUACCAGAGCGGCAAGGGCCUGCUUUAGUUUGACAAGCAAGUACCGGUGGAUAUUGAGUGGGACACCCAUACACAAUUCGACUACAGAGUUCUACACCUACUUUCGUUUCCUCGGAGCCCAUUGGUCUGAAGACUAUACCGAGUUUGCUAAGCAGUUCGGCAACAUCGAGAAGGACGAUGUCAAGGAGAGGCUGGACGUCAUGAUUCGAAGCCUUAUGCUCCGGAGAUGUGUCGACGAACACUUCCUCGGCGCUCCGAUUCUAGAUAUACCACCAACCAACAAGAUUGAGGCUGUGGGGCAUCUAUUCCUUCUUGAAGGCGUCCUCCAGGCAAACUUCACCCUGGAGGAUUUCAACUAUAUUCGGCGACAGCUCUCGAAAACGGGUGGCAAGACACCGAUGCACCGUCAGCUCGAGCGGUGGGUUGAUAUGGAGUACAACGCCUUCGAGGCCGAGGAACACGGCUCAGUAGCCUUUGGGAGAAGCCGGUUCGGUGACGCCUUUAACAUGGACACAGAACUCGAGGAAAUGGAAGCCACCAAAUCGAUGGAGGAAGUGGUGUGCCGUGUCUGCUUCGACUUUCCCGUUGAGCCUCAGAUAACUGAUUGCGGACACACAUUUUGCGAGGAGUGCAUUGCGGGGGCCUUGAAAGUCAAGGAAUGUUGCCCGGCCUGCAACACUGUGCUUUGGAACUUGAGCCUGAGUGCUUUCCAAGGACCAGAUCGAGCACUCGGCGAGAAACAAGAUGACAACGGCGACGUACGCAAACCCAAACAAAAGAAGAAAAAGACCGAAGAGGACUGGGAAGUUGGUGACGACAGAAACUUGGCCCAGCCUAAGAUGAAGGACAGUUCCAAGUGGAUCAAACAAUACGACAAAAGCUUUCCACAUAGGCCACUCCAAGGCAGUUCCAAGACGAUCAUCGUCAAGAACCAGAUCUUGAAGUGGCAAAAGGACGCCCCUGACGAUAAAGUCAUUGUCUUUGUCAACUGGGCCAAGCUGGCUUGCAUCAUCGGCCGGAUGCUGCACGAAGAACAUAUCCCAUUUCUCUAUUAUUUUGGCGAUUUAACCAAGGACCAAAAGGAGGCCGCAAUUCUCAACUUUCAGGAGAAGCCCGACAUCAAAGUCCUGGUCGCAUCCAUCCGCUGCGGCGGUCAGGCGCUCAAUCUCAACUUUGCCAAUCGUGUGAUUCUCGUCGACCAGUGGUGGAACACGGCGAUGGAAAAUCAAGCUUUUGGCCGCGUGCAUCGCAUUGGCCAGGAGAAGGAAACCUACUUCACCAAAAUCGUGGUGCAAGAUAGCGUUGACCAGCGAUUAGUGGACAUGCAGGAGGAAAAGAGCAAGCGUAUAUCCAGCAUUCUGAAAGAGGGCGUCAGCCGCAGGACGGUACCGACGCUGGAGGAAGUGGUCGCGCUUUUUGGAGCCGGAAAUGACGAGGAUUCCGGGAAGAAGGGCGCUCAAGAGGAUGGGGAGCAGGCGGUGCUGCCGGCAGGUCAUGAGGCGGGAAGUGAACGAACGGGUUGA